Molecule: messenger RNA, 2659 nt
Organism: Misgurnus anguillicaudatus (oriental weatherfish)
Lineage: Eukaryota; Metazoa; Chordata; Actinopteri; Cypriniformes; Cobitidae
Gene: sema7a
Product: semaphorin 7A (JohnMiltonHagen blood group)
Biological process (GO): neural crest cell migration; integrin-mediated signaling pathway; regulation of inflammatory response
Cellular component (GO): external side of plasma membrane; plasma membrane
Molecular function (GO): integrin binding; semaphorin receptor binding; chemorepellent activity
Source: RefSeq, a predicted model, not a curated record
AGGGGGUGCUGCUGUUAUUUUUGUACGUUGCUAGACGAUAGCACAGCGAUGUUCCAGUGAACGUAGCCUAAUCACCUGGAUCAUGAAAACCCGUUUCUCUGUCCAUAUCAAAAGAUAUUUGGUGUAUCGAUGGCUUUUUUGUGGAGUAUGCUUUCAGUGUGUUUUUCCUAAAGACCCACCUAAUCCCAGAUUGACACUCGAUCAAGGUGAUAAGCGACUGUCAUACGACAGAAAUUGCAGCCAUACAGUUUUAUUUCAAGAGUCAAAUCAUUUGUUUAUUGGAGGAAUAAACCAUGUACUACAGGUUGAUGUGGACAGUGGUCAAAAAAUACUAAAGAACUUUACCCUGAGUUCAGAAAUUUGUGCUGAGAAAUCCUGUGAGAAUGUCGUCACAGUUAUUGAGCAAUUUCAAAAUUGCACAUUCGUGUGUGGAACAAACGGAGAAAACCCAAGGUGUUGGAAACUGUAUCCUGGAGAAAAUUAUACUCUGACAAUGGAAGGGACUGGGAUCUCACCUCACACAUGCACGCAAAACUCCUUAUCGCUGGUUGCAGAUGGAGAUCUCUAUGCUGCAGCUCCUCUGUAUAGUGAUGGGACUCUUCUGCAGUUUCGCAGAAAGAUUGGAAACCGAAUCAGUUUAUGGAUGCAUGAUCAGUGGCUCUCAGAACCCACUUUCAUUUCCUGUUUUUUGGCCAAACGCAACGACGAUACCAUGAAUGAGAAGAUUUACGUCUUGUUUCGUGAGAAAAACUCAGACACCAGUCCAGAAGCAGAUCCUUGGAUAUCAAGGGUGGCUCGAGUGUGUAAGGUCGAUGAAGGUGGACCUAAGCAGUAUCUGCAGAACAUUUGGACCUCGUUCCUAAAAGCGCGGCUUGUUUGUGGGAUUCCUAAUGAGUCGCUGUACUUCAACCGUCUGCAGGACGUUUUUGUCCUGCAUGCUGAGAACUGGAGAGAGUCGCGGGUGUAUGCCCUCUUCUCUAGUAGCUGGAACUUUACGGCUGUCUGCAUAUAUUCGUUGAAAGCUCUUGAUGGUGUCUUUGAGAGAUCAUCGUUUAAAGAUUAUAAUAAGGAAAUUCCCACCCCAAGACCAGGAACGUGUGUACAAAACAGCAAAUCUCUUCCAAUUCCUACCCUUCAAGUCAUUAAAGACUACCCAGAGAUGAAUGACUGGAUUCAUCCUAUCCACAAAGACACACCUUUCUUCACAAGCACCGACAGCUAUACGAAGAUAGCGGUUGACAGAGUCAACGCUUCUGAUGGACACGUACACAAUGUGCUCUUGCUGGCCACAGACAAAGGCACGAUCCUCAAAGUCCUGGAGGAUGACUCCAAAGCCUUCAUCAUCUCAGAAACACAUCUGACCAGUGGCUCAGCACCCAUACAGUCUAUGAAACUUGACUCUGAAAGGAAAAAGCUGUUUGUAGGAUAUCCCGAUCAGAUGGCUGUGUUUGACCUGCAAAGAUGUCAGGACUACAAUGCAUCCUGUGGGGAUUGUGUCCUUGCACGUGAUCCCUACUGCGCUUGGACCGAACACGGCUGCAUGUCGCAAACAAAAGGAAUACAAAAUAUUGCUAAUGGAAGCACAAGUGAAUGCAGCAGAAGUCUAGGAAGAAUCAAACGAGACCUGCGCUCACCGUCACUCGUUUCUUUAAGAAUUCAACACACUGUGCCCACUGAUGUUCCCUUUUACCUCUCCUGCCCUGUCGAGUCCCAUCAUGCAACUUACAGGUGGAAACAUAAAGAAAAGAACAGCACAUGCCAGAAGACCCAAUCAGAAUGCCUUUUUCUCAUACCAGCAAUGACAAAAGACGACUAUGGCAAUUACACAUGCGUGUCCCACGAACGCGAUUACACCAAAAUUGUAAAGGAAUAUAAGCUGAUUCCUGAGCCUGUUUUAAGCACUGCUGUACAGCGUAGAGCUCAAGAAUGGAUAUCGAUAUUUGUUACCGUUGUCUUUUAUCUUUGCUGCCUUUAAGGUCAAGGAUUAGAAAUGCCACUCCCUUCCUUCUAAUGCAUUUCUGAUAUAAGCUAACUAAUACUAUCAUUAAUGCACUGCUAGAUGCAAGCCGCUAUAAAGUGUGUACGCCUCUUUCAGACCACCAUUGGCUCUCGCUGUGUGCCGCCUGUCUCUUUCAAUAGCCGUGUUUGCAUUACAGUGCCACAAGCAGGCAUGCCAAGGCCGGUCGCGUUUGCACAGUCAACUUCUUUGGGCCUCGCCGGGGGCAAAGGUCAAGUUUUCUUGCCUGCCAAGUACCUUGGGCCAGAGCUGGCCUGUCGGGGCUAGAGGAGGGAAAAAGGUGUCUUGGAAGAUGCGCGUUUCAACUUUAUCUGUCAAUAAAUAAACUGCAGAUUCAAAACUUUUAAAAAUCUGUAUCACCAGUACUUAUCCACAGAAGAUAUUUGCUAUGUUCUACAUUUGGACUGAAGAGAAUGAUCAGCAUCUGUAAAAACAAAGACGCGUUAAAAUACAGCGCCGAACUUAUGUACUGAAUUAAACUGAACAUAUUAACAUAGAAUAACGCACUCUCUGCGCCUGAGUGGGAACAGUUUGAGUCAGAAACGGAGAUGGCAGGCCAGAGCUUGACAUUUUUUAGAUGGAAAUAUGCGAUUUCUGAAUGCAGAACUUCUCAGUCAUAAAAACACAUGCAAGGCCUGAAAG